Dovyalis caffra is the source of this 261-nucleotide messenger RNA. Lineage: Eukaryota; Viridiplantae; Streptophyta; Magnoliopsida; Malpighiales; Salicaceae. The record is from the annotation of a GenBank genome assembly.
AUGGGAAAGUCAAGACAAGAUGCUGCAUCUAAAGCAGAUUGUGGGAAUUCUACAAAUGCAAGGCACACUAGAUCAUCCUUGGUUAAUCCUACAUUACCAAUUCCAACACAGUUCCCAAAAAACAUGGUAGUAAAAUCAAUAAUUGCCUUCAGAGCUGUACUUGUAGGAGGAGUAGCAAUAUUUGCAAAAUUAGUUGGUGCAAUGAAGGCUACUAGUGGUGUUAAUCUUGGGACCGCUUCAACAGCUGUCACCGUAGGCUAG